Molecule: messenger RNA, 4417 nt
Organism: Menidia menidia (Atlantic silverside)
Lineage: Eukaryota; Metazoa; Chordata; Actinopteri; Atheriniformes; Atherinopsidae
Source: the annotation of a GenBank genome assembly
CUGGCGCACGAGCCUCGCAGCUCAGCAGCAGCUGGUGCAGCCGGAGAGGCUACUUUGUUACCGCGAAGCAACCGGAGAGAAAAAGGCAGAGCAGAGUCUCUCGGAAAAAGUGUGAACAGUUGUGGGGAAACGGCGCAGCCGAGGGCCUGCUGGUGGGAUUUUGGGACGGCAGCUAUUUGAUGUUUUUGCCAGCGAGCUUGAAGUUUGCGUUUUCCGCUUCAAAAGAGGUCUGUCUCAAAGUUGAGCCGAAACGGAGUUCUCUCAUUCAGGAUGUCGGACUGAGACAAAGGGGUCUGGGGGGCAUUCCCGUCGGAGCGGAGCGCAGGUAUAUCUUGAAUUUAAGAGCCUCCUCUGAAUGGGAAAGAUGGAGAGGGAGCUGCAGUGGUGGAAAGGACAGCUAGCCUCAGAUAUCCAUCAAUCCUUACGCAUCAAGGAGCUGAAGCUGCCAGUUUACCGGGCCCAUUCUCCACAGAUUGGCAUGCGACGUUACUUUGCAGACUUGUUGGCUAUCCUGAGCAAUCGGUACCAGCUAUGUCCCACAGCACGUCAUCUGGCCGUCUACCUGCUGGACUUGUUCAUGGACCACUACGAUGUGGCUGUCAAACAGCUCUAUGUCAUUGCCCUCUCCUGUUUACUUCUUGCUAGUAAAUUUGAGGAGAAGGAGGACCGUGUUCCAAAACUGGAGCAGCUGAACUCCCUUGGCUUUAUGUGCAGCCUUAACCUUGUUCUCAACAAGAGGGAUCUGAUUAAAAUGGAGCUUCUGCUGCUGGAGACUUUUGGCUGGAAUCUGUGCAUGCCCACGCCUGCCCACUUCAUUGACUACUACCUCCACGCCGCAGUGCAGGAGGGCGACCUUUACAACGGCUGGCCCCUGUCCUCUCUGUCCAAGACCAAGGCCUUCAUGGACAAAUACACUCACUACUUCUUGGAAGUUUCCCUGCAGGAUCAUGCCUUCCUGAGUUUCCGACCAUCCCAAGUUGCUGCUGCAUGCGUGGCAGCAUCCCGUAUUUGCCUUCAGAUUUCCCCCAGCUGGACAACUGCUCUGCAUCUCCUAACAGGCUACACCUGGGACCACCUGACGCAAUGCAUUGAACUCAUGCUGCUGGCUCAUGACAACGAUGUGAAAGAGGCCAAUAAAGCCAAAUCCACCCCUCCUCACCGGCCUUCUUCUCUGCAGUCCCAGCCGCUAGCGGCUCACCUUUCUCCAGUGUCAGCCAUCCAGAGACCAGCCUCCUCCUCCUCCACUUCCUCCACACCACAGCUGCUCUUUCAGCCGGACACUUACCCACACCUUUCCCAGCAUUCUCCGUCCCUUUCUCAACUGCAAGUGUUAGCUGACUCCCAGGCUUUGGGCCCUGUGGUGAACAUGUCUCAGGACUUUCUUCAGAGCCACAGGAUGGGUCUCUUAACAGGAGCUCCCUCCAUCACAACUGGAGGGGCGUUCCCUUCUUACUCAAGCCUGACCUCAAGUCUCCAGGCGGGAGCUCGGGCCCUUCCACUCCAGGGCCCCAUCUCUGUGCAGAUGGCCCUCGCUGGAGAGCCGCGACAUUGUCUGAGCAUGGCCUACAGCGGGGGCUACCUGGGGGCGCAUCACACGUUCACAGCUGGCUGCUUUGAUAGGUGACGCCAGGUGACGGAGAGGGAACACAAACCCCAACGAGAGUCCACUGCAAUACCUCCAACUCACCCCCCUCCCCUAACGCAUCCCCUAGUAGACCUCCUCUCUCUCUCCGUCGACACUGCAGCUCGUCCAGCUCGUCCAGCUCCCCUGUCCCUCUCACAGAGACGCCUCAAACGCAAGCAGAGGCCAAAAAGCAAGGCAGACCCAGUGGAAGUCAUCACUCUGACGUGACGACUGCUCCACUGCCUCAUUUGAAAUACAGAGGCUCUGAGAAAAUGUUCCUGCCAUAUCCUGAACUGGAUUUAUAAAUCUGUGUUAUAACGAGACUGUCAUCACUGUGAAUGAGAUGAAAGCAGCAGCGUGAUCGAACUCCCACCUCAUUCAGUGCCUGUUUUCAGUUGUGUGUCACAGCUGAGCCAGUUUUAGUGCACUGAACACAAAGUAUCUGUGAUGAGCGCAGCUCGCUGCUUGACUUCUUUUUUUCUUUUUUGAUUUCUGAUUCCAAAAAUGUCAACAAAUUUAAUAGAAUAUUUGUGACCAAUAAUUUCCAGCCACCGUUUGAGUUUAAGUGUUGACUGGUCUGGACAAAAAAAGGCUGUGUAUGUCUUUCUGCUUUUCCCCUGAAAAUUGACAAACAUUUGAUAUAAUGAGCUAAGGGGCUCCUCUAGGAAUUCUUUCCAGGACUCCAAGAAUUCACUGGGUGCACAGCAGGUGAAGUCCGCAGCUCAAACAGGCCUGCAGUACAAACUUCUUUUUUUUCUGCCCCCUCGCCCUCUCUCUCUCCCAUCUCCAAAGUCAAGCCUGUGCCCGAGCUUCACACAUGCAGGUAAAAAUGGGGCUCUCUUCCAGCUACAGGCGUUUUCCUACUAAAGUUUUAUUUUCUCCUGCACCACUCAAAGAGUUUAACACAAACUGACGUGACUGGACCAGCAUGGUGAAGAAGACUUGGACGUCGGUUGUGUGUUGUGCAUAUGAAUUGCUGCUGCCUUCUUAAGAACUGUUGGUUCUGUGUCUGUGUUAAUGACUCCAAUGUUUACAUGAACCACUAUCAGGGACUUUUAUCAAGAUUACUUGAAUACGAUGCCAUUGAAACAUGCCAUAGCUUUUAUUUAUGAUGACUAUUUGUUCCUGUACUUAUUUUUUAAUUAAUUUUGUUUGAUAUAGUGUAGCUUUUUUUCUUUUUAUACCAACAUAGAAAUCCACCAUUGAUUAAGUGUAGUUUUCUUUGUACCUGUUCAUUGAAACUGUGUAUUCAGGCUCAGGUUUUAAGGCUGAAGCUAGCUGCCUUAUUGUCAUUCUGUGCUAUAGUGCUUUAAACUGGAUGCAAAUCCAGUGUCUGUGGGGGAGCUAUAGUAAUCCCCUUCCUCAUCACUGGACUCCACUCCGCUUACGUCUCACUAAUUGAAUACAUGAAUCUUAUUUUUCGAAAUAGUGGAACAAACCCAUGCUCACUGUUUUCACAAAUAAACAUCUGCAGCCAGUCAUGCGUAAUUGCUUCUCAGAUUUCUAAAGCUGCAGUCCCCCAUCUUUAACUUCCUGUUAAAGUUUAAACACAACCAGAUUCCCAGUGCUGAUCACAGAGGUUGUCCACUGCUCACCAUUUUGGUUCUUUAAAUGUGUGGACCGCAAGCCUUUGGGAGUUGUGGGCCACAUGGAGACUAAUUUAGGUAUGUCAUUAUCAAUCAAUUAACUUGAAUCCAAGGGAAUCCAUAUAUGCCUCCUGUUUUAUCCUUAUAUUGGAGAACUCAAAUACAGUUGCUAUAACUAAGGGCACAUAAGUCAAGUGCUCAGCAUUUCGGUUGAUAUCCCCAGAUAGUAAUGGAGAAGUGUUGGCUUGUUCUGGGGAAAACGAAAACUGCUGAACUGGUUGUUGUUCCUUAAAUGUUCAAACGGAGACUGGCUUCAAUUCUCUGGCUUUAAAGUUGUUCGUUGUGGACCCUGGACACACCGCUAUGCUUGUGCCUUGCCCACAGCAGAUGUUUGGUUCACGUUUGAAUUCUGAGUUUUUGGAUGAAGCUCUCUGACUCUGCAACACAUGUUUAUAACUGUUGGUACCCCGCUCCUGAAAUGAAGUAGAAUACUAUGCCUUUUUUUUUAAACCCUGUGUACCAUUUUGUUACAUUUUUUCUACAUUCCUUUUUGCUCCCAUUAUAUUUGAAAUGUUUGUGAUUUUUGUUCUCCCUCACCACCAAUGGAUGCUGUUAGUCAGAACUAGAGUUUGCUCUUUUCCUCACUAUUCACGAGCAACUUGUCAUUGAGGUCAAAGGUGCAAUAAGGUGUUUUUCCUGUUUUAACUGACCACAGCCAUCACUGUCUCGUGUGUACCACUGGCUCAACUUUUGUAACUUAUUGUUUGACUAUUGUAUGAUUUGAUUUGAUUUCAUCUAGAGGGCGGUGUGCUCUGAACACAAAGAUUAUGUUGCAUAUUGCAGCCACUCACUUUGAGUAACAGAUAUUACUGAAUACUUUUGUCUUUAAGAGUGUUACUGUUCAUCUGACCACGAAACGUGCUGAGGCUACUCGCACCACACAACAAUUGUCCUGCGUUAUAGUGAUGAAUUGACACCAUGAACUUCUAAUGUUAUUUUUGUAUUCUUUUUUAACAACCUGUAGUCUCUGCUUUUGUGACACUGAAUGAUAGUGUUUAAUCAUAAGGUGUGAUGACAAAAUAAACACAUGUGAGCUGAACUUCUUAGAGGUGUUUUUUGGUUGUUGUUUUUUUUUUCCUCUAAGGAGGUGCAAGUGAUGGACUGGCUGCUUUUGGAAGCCGGGUGCUUUCCCCCUGCUUUGCUUCAG